Messenger RNA from Globicephala melas (long-finned pilot whale), 719 nucleotides. It is a transcript of the gene ATP5PD, whose product is annotated as ATP synthase peripheral stalk subunit d. Gene Ontology annotation, molecular function: proton-transporting ATP synthase activity, rotational mechanism. NCBI's taxonomy places the organism in Eukaryota, Metazoa, Chordata, Mammalia, Artiodactyla, Delphinidae. The record is from RefSeq and is a predicted model, not a curated record. Gene Ontology annotation, biological process: proton motive force-driven ATP synthesis.
GGGACGGGACUUCCGGAACCAGCCCCCAUCACCAUUGGCUGACCUGAGAAAUAGGGCCCGCCCCCUUGGCUUUGGGGCUGGCUGAGGGGAGGAUUUCCGGUGACCCACUUCCGUUCUUUGGUGGUGUGGACUGUGGGCCGCUGGGGUCGGUGAAGGCUCUCCAGAUGGCUGGACGGAAACUUGCUCUAAAAGCCAUUGACUGGGUAGCUUUUGGGGAGAUCAUACCCCCCAACCAGAAGGCUGUUGCUAACUCCCUGAAAUCCUGGAAUGAGAUCCUCACCUCCAGGUUGGCCGCUCUGCCUGAGAAGCCACCUGCCAUCGACUGGGCUUACUACAAGGCCAGUGUGGCAAAGGCUGGCUUGGUGGAUGACUUUGAGAAGAAGUUUAAUGCCCUGAAGGUUCCUGUGCCGGAGGAUAAAUAUACUGCCCAGGUGGAUGCUGAAGAAGAAAAAGAUGUGAAAAUUUGUGCUGAGUUUUUGUCUCUCUCUAAGAGCAGGAUUGAGGAAUACAAGGAAGAGCUGGAGAAGAUGAAGAACAUCAUUCCAUUUGAUCAGAUGACCAUUGAGGACUUGAAUGAAGUCUUCCCAGACACCAAAUUAGAUAAGAAGAAGUAUCCCUACUGGCCUCACCAGCCAAUUGAGCAAUUAUAAACUUGAGUCUGGGAGAAAGCUCUGGCCCUUGAAUUAUAAACUCUGGACAUUAAAAAUAAUUAUAUAGUG